UUCCUCUGCGACCCUUAAUUAAUAAAGGGACUAAGCUGGAAAAAAAAAAAGUGAAUGAAUGAGUCGGAGAGAUACAGGAAGGACCUAGAGUCAGGCAGCAAGAAACUGAUCAAUGACCUCAGAGAGAAAAGUGCAGACGCCGCAAAAAGUGGAGAGAGAUGUACCAUAACAUCAAAGACAGAAAAGAAGCCCUCAAACAUCCCUCCACACAGCCCACAGUUAUCACUAGAGCAAGCUGAACAUCCACAGUGUCUGGAUGUUCAUUCCUGUUACUGGGUGUUCAUUCCUGUUAUUUUAUAUAUAUAUAUAUAUAUAUUUUUUUUUUUUUAAUUAGUGACUUUUUUUUGUCAUCAUCAUUUAUCCAAUAGUUGAUUUAAUUACAUGACUUUAAAAUUUUUUAUUUUGCACUUUGGGUCUCCUGUAAAAUUUAAAAAUGUCUUUGCAUUUUUUAAAAAUACACCUUGUGUACAUUUAGUGAAUUUUUUUGUAACAAAUAUAAGUUUUUCAAACAUUUUACCAACUAUUUCUUAAAGAUAAACACUUUUGUGAGUGGAAGACAAAAUAGUUGACAUUUUUUUUAAAACACCCUUUCAAAAAGUAACUUGAUUUUAGUAACAGGACUGAGAAAAAUAGAUCAUUUUCCAAAAUUUGAAACCUUGUAAAAAAUAAAGCAGAGGUGCCUGAGAUUGCCCAAUAGUCAUUCCAAACAGUUAAAUAUGUGUGUUGCUAGAUACAGUGUUGUAAAAAUGUGUGUUGCUAAAUACAGUGUUGAAAAAAUAUGAAAAAAUAAAUGUAAUUUUAAGAAAUUAUAAAAUCAAAUGUUACCCAUUCGGUGGAAUGUCCCAUACAGUGCAUCAGCAAACACUAGAAGGGACAAUAUUAGGCCGGUGGUAAUAAUGUCAUGCUCAUACAAUGUAUAUGCAUAUAGUACAUACUGUACAUUGUGGAUGUGACACUUGUAAUGUGUUUAAUUAGAAAAUAAUAUAUUAAAACCACUUUAUCAUUAAAUAUUUUCCAUUUUUAGUUAGUACAACCCUACAUCAUUCCGUAUCAUCCAAUGUAUUCUAUCUACUGUAUACACCUUAAAUUAAGUUGUUGUUUAACUGCAUGAUAAAUUAUUUAUUUACAAAUAAUGUAAAACAGUCAUGUAAAAUUGAAGGUGGUCAUAAUGUUAUGCUUUAGCUGUGUAUGUACAAUACUGUGUGUGAAUGUGUAACACGUAUAAAGUGCUUAAUCAAAAAGAUAUUAAAACCACUUUAUCAGUAAAUGUUUACCCCUUUUAGUAAAUACAUCCCUAUAUCUUAUCCAAUGUCAUCCAAUGUAUUCUAUCUACUGUGCACACCUUAAUUUAUUUAGUAUUUUAACUGCAUUUAUGAAAUGAUGAAUUAUUUAUUUACAAAUAAUGUAAAACAAAUAGUCUAAAACAAUAUUAACCCAAUUAAUGAAUAUAUAGCCUAGUGAAAUGAAGUGCAAAAGUCGUGGUAAUGCUAAACCCGAGUAAAAGUCUGUUGAGAAAUUGCUACAAUUAAGACUGUGCUGAGCUUGAUUUGCGAGUGGGGGAGGGGAGCCUGAGUUGCAAGUGGGGGAGGGGAGCGGGACAGGAUCAGAAUCGAUCAUUAUCGCGGAAUCAGAAUUAUGGCAGGUGAACGCAUGUCACGGAGGCUGCAAAUGCUCAGAGCUCAUCACGAGACAUGCGCUCGAAGAUACGACAAAGCCAACGAGGAAAAACAGCUGAAAAGAGAUCCAUCAAUAUCACAGGUGAGUCCUAAUUAAUUUCAAUUAACGUUUAACAAGUCUGAGGUGUUUUAUAGUCUGGCCCAGCCUUCCUCGUUGUCAUUUAGCUAACGUUAGCAUUAGCUUAAUUAACAUUAGUUGGUCAUUACACGUGCUUCAAAUAAACUACUGAAAUUUGGUAACAAUUUUGAUGAUUAAUGGAUUAUUAGAGUCGUUUUUGCAGCAUAAAGGUGACUCUGGCUGUGAAAACCCGGCAAAAGUAUUUUUUAUGAUUUUCUAUGAAACUGUAACAUGGAUACAUUUUCUAUUUAUGGUAUGAUAAUCGUGGUGAAAUUAGUAAGUGCAAUGAAACUUCAAAGUUAUCAAGUUGAUGCCUUACUCUGUUUUUAAAUUAAUUUAAGCUAAUUUGUAGGAGCAGUUAGCAAAAAUAUCUUGAAUUAAACAAAUUAAUAUGUCAUUUAAGUCAUUUAUUGUGAUACUAGUAAUAUUUAAUGCAUUCAUGUUGACACUAUUUAAAAACAAUAUUCAUACCACUGUAAUUUAAAAAUAAUGUGUGGUGAUCUUGCUGAAAGGUAAUUGUUUUGUUUUACAGAUAAUGGGGAAAAACCCUUCUGGAAAUAAGCAGAUAUCAAAGAAAGCUCAAGACAGAAAGAGAGUGAAAGAGCAUCACCACCCUGGCCAGGCUGAGAGAGAUGAUGAUGAUAACGAGCAGAUAUCAGAGAAAGCUCAAGACAGAAAGAGAGUGAAAGAGCAUCACCACCCUGGCCAGGCUGAGAGAGAUGAUGAUAACGAGCAGGUGUCAGAGAAAGCUCAAGACCGAAAGAGAGUGAAAGAGCAUCACCACCCUGGCCAGGCUGAGAGAGAUGAUGAUGAUGAUAACGAGCAGAUAUCAGAGAAAGCUCAAGACAGAAAGAGAUUGAAAGAGCAUCACCACCCUGGCCAGGCUGAGAGAGAGGAUGAUUAUGAUAACGAGCAGAUAUCAGAGAAAGCUCAAGACAGAAUGAGAUUGAGAGAGCAUCACCACCCUGGCCAGGCUGAGAGAGAGGAUGAUAACGAGCAGGUGUCAGAGAAAGCUCAAGACCGAAAGAGAGUGAAAGAGCAUCACCACCCUGGCCAGGCUGAGAGAGAUGAUGAUAACGAGCAGGUGUCAGAGAAAGCUCAAGACCGAAAGAGAGUGAAAGAGCAUCACCACUCUGGCCAGGCUGAGAGAGAUAAUCAUGACGAGCAGAUCUCAGAGAAAGCUCAAGACAGAAAGAGACAGAAAGAGCAUCACCACCCUGGCCAGGCUGAGAGAGAUAAUCAUGACGAGCAGAGUCUUGGUGCUACUGAUCAAUCGCAGUCAGGCAGUCAUGGAAGUGAAUAUAUGCCCUCAACUUCCUCCGACAGUGAAGAGUGCAGCAUGGAGGAAAAAUUUUUGAAAGAUGCUCGCUGUAGAAAGAAAGCUGAACUUGAAGGUGAUGCUGUUGACUUGGAACAUGCCAUAAGUGAGGAAGAUGACCAGAAGGAAGACGACAAGUCUAAAAUAACAGUGAAGACAUGCCAGAAAGGAGCGAAAAGAAAAUGGGACAAAAGACAUUACUGCAUUUAUUGUAAAAAACCUCAGAGUAAGAUAGCACGUCACUUAGAGAGAAAGCACAAUAAAGAGGAAGAUGUUGCUAAGGCAGUAUGCUUGCCCAAAAAUUCAAAGAAACGACGAUUGUUGUUGGAUCAGCUUCGAUAUAAAGGGGACUAUACCCACAAUACAACCGUCUUGGAGUCGGGACAAGGGGAGUUAGUGACUUACAGACAACCUACGGAAGAAACCAGUCCACACGAGUACCUGCCCUGCAAUUAUUGUUAUGGAUUUUUUAGAAAGCAUGACCUCUGGAAGCAUGAGGUUUCCUGCAAAAAUCGAAUUGGCCUCCCUCUGGAAGAAUCUGGGAAAAGAAAAAGAGUUCAAGCUGCAGCUUCUUGUCUCCUGCCAGUACAAGAAAAUACAACAAAAAGAUGUCGUAAAAUCAUCAGUAGAAUGUUGCAUGAUGAGGUAUCUCUUCAAGUAAAAUCAGAUGCACUUAUUUGUGAGUAUGGGGACAGAUUGUUGGAGAAGCAUGGUAGUGAUCCAUCUAAAGAUGGUUAUGUAAGUCAGAAAAUGAGAGAGUUGGGGAGAUUUGUGAUUGCUGCAAAGAAACUAAAAGCGAAGGUGAAAAAUCUUGAGGAUAUCCUAAUUCCACCGAUGUUUAAGUUAGCUGUUGAUGCUGCUAAAAAGGCAUCUGGCUUCACUGCAUCUAAAUACCGCUAUGAUCGUCCAUCUCUUGCUCUAAAACUUGGACACUCUUUAAAAACAGUUGGUGAUAUCUUGAUUGGUCGUUACGUAAAAGCAGAAAAUGAGAUAGCUGCAAACAGAGUCAGGAGCUUCCUAGGGUUAGUGAGCUCUGAGUGGAACCACUAUGUCUCACAUCGGGCAAGGACAAACCUAGAAGAAAACAAGUGGAACAAGAAGGAAAUGAUCCCCCUCACUGAAGAUGUAAUAUUGCUUCAAAAAUACUUGAAGUCUGUGGAGCAAACUGCCCGAGAGAAGCUGAAAGACUGCUGUGAUCCCAAAGCAUACGCCAUGCUAAGUGAAAGCAUCCUCUCACAAAUUAUUCUUUUUAACCGGAGACGCCAAGGUGAGGCAGCAAAAAUGCUACUUGAGACAUAUGAAAACAAAAACACAGAGGCCCUAAAUGAUGAUGUCAUGCAGUGCCUCUCAAAAUUGGAACGUGACCUGAGUAAUGACUUUACAAGAAUCGUGAUAAGAGGGAAAAGAGGGCGAAAGGUUCCAGUGCUGCUUACCAAAGAGAUGACAAGAGCACUGGAUUUUCUCAUAGAGCACAGGAUGCAGGAGAAUGGCGUGUUGUACAACAACAAAUAUGUUUUUGCAAGAGCAAAAUCAGAUUCUCAUAUAAGAGGUUCGGACUGUCUCCGAAAAUUUGCCAAUCUUUGUGAUGCAAAACAUCCAGAAACGCUGACCUCAACUCAGCUGAGAAAGCACAUAGCGACACUUUGUCAAAUAAUGAACUUAAAGGAUCAUGAGUUGGAUCAGGUAGCGAAAUUCAUGGGACAUGAUAUUCGCGUUCAUCGUGAAUAUUAUCGCCUAACAGAAAACACUAUUCAGUUAGCAAAAAUGAGCAAACUGCUGAUGGCCAUAGAGUGUGGAACAUCUCUCUAUAAAGGAAAAUCUCUAGAUGAGAUUGACCUUGAAUUAGAGGUUGCUUUGUCCAAUAAACCUAAGCAGGGGUACACUUCAGAGGAGAUGUCUCCUAGACAAGAACAUGAUGAGUUCUCCAGAAGCCUGAAAUGUAGACGUGAGCAUGAGGAGGCGUAUGAUUCCAACCCAGAUGAAAGCCCUGACUCACACACAAAGAAGAAAGAAAAUAAAACAUCCAAGCCUGAAAGAAAUGAGUUCUCCAGAAGCCUGAAAUGUAGACGUGAGCAUGAGGAGGCGUAUGAUUCCAACCCGGAUGAAAGCCCUGACUCGCACACAAAGACCACAGAAAACAGAACGUCUAAAACUGAAAGAAAUGAGUUCUCCAGAAGCCUUAAAUUUAGACAUGAGCAUGAGGAGGCGUAUGAUUCCCACCCGGAUGAAGGCACUGACUUGCACACAAAGACCAAAGAAAGCAGAACGUCUAAGACUGAAAGAAAUGGUUCUUCCAGGCAGAACGUGCAGAAAAGGCCCUGGAGUGAUGCUGAAAAAAAAGCGGUUUGGCGACAGCUUGGGACCUGCAUAACACUAUUGAAAGUUCCUGGGAAAGACAAAUGUUUGAAGUGCCUAGAGAAAGAACCAGUGCUUCAUACCAGGGGCUGGAGAGAUGUCAAAAAUCAUGUUCACAAUACAAUACAAUCAAAAAAGAAGAAACUGAUUGAUUAACUUUGUUCUUAAAAGAAGUUUUUGUGUAAACUAACCUUGAUCUAUCCUCUUUCCCUCUUAAAUUCAUUUUGAUUUUCUGACUAUUCUGCACAACAAACGAAAGGUUUUUUUUUUUUUUUUUCUUCCUUUAGUUUUGUUACCUUGUCCAGCUGUGUACUUUAGAGCUGACUACACUGUUAGAUGUUGGGCUUGUGAACUCUUUUUGACAGGCAUUGUGUCUUUGUUAAUUUAAAUAAAACUUUUGUUAUAAAUUA
This is a messenger RNA of Danio rerio (zebrafish), 5877 nucleotides long. NCBI's taxonomy places the organism in Eukaryota, Metazoa, Chordata, Actinopteri, Cypriniformes, Danionidae. The record is from RefSeq and is a predicted model, not a curated record.